UCACGAUCUCUGGUAUGACCUGAGUUUCACAGGUUGUCCCAUUGGGCCGGCACUCUACGAAAAACACUUUUUAAAUACUUGGGGCAGGGGACUGAAGGGCGUCGCGUCGCGUCUGUUACAUUAUUCAUGAGCGUGCACGUGGGCGGCCCCUCCACCCGCCUGUAUCUCGGCUCCUGUAUCAGGCCCACACGCCUACCCGCCGCGCAGCUCCUCGCCCACCAGACACCAGGCACGCGUCUGGCGAGUGAGGGGCGCCAUGAAGGGACAAGUUGAGAUCAGCACCGUCGAGCUGGUGGCCGCCAGACUGGAGAGGGAAGCUGAGCCUGGAGUAGUGUCUGGCCGGCUGGAAUCCUUCCACGACCAUCGCUGUGACAGUGUUCCUGCGAAUCACAAUGUCACCUACGCCGGGGGAAGCCCUCCUCCUAUCGGCCUGGAAGAGGCACUGGAUCUCACAGGUUUUGGGAGGUUUAGUGUCAAGUUGGUGCUGGGACUCUGGCUGUGCAUGACAACCCAGAACUUCACCGGAACUGACAUUGCGUACUCGCUGCCGGCUGCUCAGUGCGACUUGCAGUUCACAGCUAUGGAGAAAGGCUGGGUGAAUGCUGCCUUGUACGUUGGCAUGAUGAGCACGGCCUUCGUGUGGGGCGCGCUGUCGGACCGGGUGGGUAGAAAGUACCCGUUGGUUCUGUCGUACGCAGCCAUGGCUGUGUGUUCCUUCAUCAACGCAAUGUUCGUCUCCACCGCCUGGGCCUUUUUAGUCUGCAGAGUCUUCAUGGGUGCCAUGUUAAUCGCCACUGCCACGCUGUCGAUGACAUAUGCUGGAGAACUUUUUGGCAAAACGUACCGUGCCAGGGUCUUCAUGUGGGGCGGCACAUUGCAGGCUUUCUCCGCGGCUGGGCACGCAGGGCUCGCCAUGUGGAUCAUACCGCUGCAGCUUUCGUGGCUGCGCUCUUGGCGCGUGUUUAUGCUCCUCACGACACUCAUCAACGCCGUCACGGGCCUGUUCCUGCUGCUCCUGCCCGAGUCCCCCAAGAGCCUGGCCGUGCGCGGGCGGCAGCGCGAGUCCAUCGGCGUCCUGGCCAGCAUCUUCUCGUCCAACACGGGACUGCCGGCUGACUGCUACCCGGUGCGCUCGCUCACGCUCCCCAAGAGCCUGCAGGACUCCGCUAAUGAGGGCAACCCGUUCGCCGUCAUGGGCCGGCAGUUCGUCAAGCUGUGCCGGCCGCCCUACCGGAUACCGCUGUUGUUCGCCGUGAUUGUGCAGCCCCUCAUCCUCUACUGCCAAAAUACAAUCCGUAUGUGGGUACCAACAAUCUUCGCAGAGAUGGAGCGGGACCUCGCGUCGGGUCUGACGCAAAGUCGAGCGGUAUGCAACAUCUUAGAGGAUAUGAGCCCGGCCGCUGCCAACGUGACCACAUACACGAACUGCGAAGCGUUCCACGUUGACUCCAGCGUCUACCUCAACUCAGCCAUCAUAAUGCUGGCUAGGGCCGGCUUCCAGCUCACGGCUGGAUUCACCAUUCAAACGCUCGGUCGAAAGAUCUGCUUAGUGUCUACGCUGACCCUUGCAACCUCAACUCUCAUCGCAUGGCCGUUCGCCGCUUCAUCUUCAGUAGUGCUAAUGAUUGCCUGCUUCUUCGAGGGCCUUGCUAACGUGGCUUUCACCACCCUGAUGAACAUUACCGUGGACCUUUUCCCGACCAGCGUCAGGUCAUCCGCAGUUAGUUUGGCAAACUUUUCUGGCCGGGCUGGCUCUAUGGUGGGCAAUAUUGCAUUCCCUCUGCUGUUGGCCUUCAACUGCUCUCUAGCCUUCUGGACCGGAGCGGGGCUGCUGGCCUUCGCAGCCUUUCUGUCGGUGUUUAAACCUCGUCCUUCCUUCACGCCUAUACCAAACACGGGCAUGGGCGCCAAGAUGCUGGCUGAGCAGAGAGCCAGUAUGGCUAGCAUGACCACUGUGACCAGCGCCACCACCAUCGAUGGCUGUCAGGCCCCCAAGUAGUGAAAAUUCAUCAACGCGUCUAACACUGUGAUAAAAAUAACUUGUAACACAUCGUCGAAAAAUUACGAUUUAUUUUGUAAUUAAUGUUUACAAUAUACGUUGUAAAUUUA
Molecule: messenger RNA, 2109 nt
Organism: Frankliniella occidentalis (western flower thrips)
Lineage: Eukaryota; Metazoa; Arthropoda; Insecta; Thysanoptera; Thripidae
Product: synaptic vesicle glycoprotein 2C-like
Exons: 9
Coding region: 257-1999 (580 amino acids)
Biological process (GO): transmembrane transport
Molecular function (GO): transmembrane transporter activity
Source: RefSeq, a predicted model, not a curated record